AUGGAACAACGUGAAAUAGAUUUUGAUAAAAUCAAUGAUUAUGCUGAAGCAUUUCGUGGUGCUGAUGUACAUUUUUGUUGUCUUGGUACUACGAGAGGUAAAGCUGGAGUAGAAGGUUUUCGUCGAGUUGAUUUUGAUUAUGUUGUUGGUGUAGCUCGUCUUGCUAAACAAGAAGGUUGUAAACAUUUUCAUCUUGUAUCAAGUCAAGGUACAAAUGAAAAUUCAUUUUUUCUUUAUCCUCAAGUGAAAGAUCAAGCAGAAGCAGCUUUAACUAAAAUGUCAUUUGAACGUUUAUCAAUUUAUCGACCAGCAGUGUUAAUGGUUGAUCGUGUUGAAAGUAGACCAUUAGAAAAUUUACUACGAACAAUCCUUAGUUAUACAGUUCAACGUAUAGCACCCGAAUGGGUAACAACACCAAUUGAUGUUCUAGCACGUGCAAUGUGCUUUAAUUCAUUUACUAAAGAUCGAGUUGGUGUUGAAAUUCUUGAUAAUCAUGCAAUAUUUCGUCUUUCUGAACAACAAUCAAGUUCUCAAAAUGAACAAUCAAAAGCUACAAAUGAACUUUAA
Rotaria sp. Silwood1 is the source of this 567-nucleotide messenger RNA. The record is from the annotation of a GenBank genome assembly. Lineage: Eukaryota; Metazoa; Rotifera; Eurotatoria; Philodinida; Philodinidae.